Linum tenue is the source of this 1716-nucleotide messenger RNA. The record is from the annotation of a GenBank genome assembly. Lineage: Eukaryota; Viridiplantae; Streptophyta; Magnoliopsida; Malpighiales; Linaceae.
GGAGAUCUCUGUAAGAUUUCCAACUCUUUUUUAAAAAUAUGCUUGGAUGCACAUACUUUGAAAUCUAUUGGUCCUGUGGUGCUGGUUCUCAGUUCUAUAUCCUUGUAAAGAUUGGAUCAGGCGAUAUUGGUGACCGAUCAACAAGUGAUCUCGUUGUCAGGCUACGCACAGAAAGUGGUAGAGAUGAGUGGCUUUACUGUCACUCCUCAGUUCUAACAGACAAAUGCAAGUAUUUUUCUGAGCGGCUUUCAGAGACCUGGCCCACUUUGCAGAUCAUCGACUCUCGCAACUGCGUCGACGUCUUCUGCCAAGACUCAGACAUUGAUCACCAUGUCAACCUUCUCCGCCUCCUAUAUGUACUUACAGACGACCCCUUAGAGUGCAUACCACACGGAGUAACCAAUGUGCUCGGGAUUCUAAAGGUGGCAGUUAACCUCAGCUGCUCACAACUCAUUCCUGCUUGUGUGCAGUACAUAGAAGCAGUCCCAUGGGAGGAAGCUGAGGAGGACGAGAUCUUAAAGAUCAUCCCGAAAAUCGGUUCACUAGCAGAACCUAUUCUUGGUCGACUCAAACCGGUUGAUAAAUCAAUUGUUGAGAAGAUUUUUGUAUCUGCUGUUCAAUUCGCCACCUCGUCACCUCAUCUGGACUCAAAUCAUAUCAAGGCUUCUGCACAGGAUCAGAUCGAGUAUUUGCUGACAGAGGAAGAUGAUGAUGAGCCUCUUUUGACUCCUGGUGAUGAUAUUUUGUCCUUGUUAAGAGAUUCCAUGAAAAGGUUGUUUUACAAAUUUGAUGACAGAUUGAAUUCGUUGCUUCAGAUGCCCUUGCAGUCAAUUUCUGAGGGGAAUGAGAUGAAAUUGUUUGAGUCACAUCUUUCUGAUUUAAGUUGGGCUUUCUUGAUCUUAAACAAGCUGGAUAUGAUGCCAGAAUUUAUCAGCCAUUGGGUGGAUGGGUCAGAGAAAGUCCUGCAGAUCUUUGAGCGGUUGAUGAGUUCGGAAGAUGGGGUUACUACAGAAGCAAGCUUGAAGGCGAUUGAGGCGUCUGCAAAAGUUCUGGAAGCAAUUUCGUAUGGCACUGUCAUUCUGCCUACUCAGAGAAGGCUUCAGAAUGUGAAGCUAUGGCUUCCAUUUGUCAGGAAAAUGAGACCCGUGAUUGAUAAGGCGAGCAGCAGCGAGAAUCAGAAGGUGAAAUUGGAUGGGGAUUUGUGGCAGUCGUUGGAAGCUUCUUUUGUCUCAAUCAUUCUAGGCCUGCCAUCAGGGGAUCAAGCGGGGAUCAUCAAGGAGUGGCUAUCGGAUGCAAACGUUCGGUAUCCAGAUUUGAGGGAGGUAUUUGAGAUGUGGUGUCACAGGGCUAGGAUGGCUAAGAAGAGGUUUGGAAAUAUUGCAGGGAAUCCCAGUGAUGGAGUGAUUACUAACAUAGUUGCUGGUGGGGGAACUAAUGACAAUAUGGAUGAUUCACUUGCCUGAUGAAGUCUCUUUCUUGAUUUUGGAUCUUCAUCUACGCAAUAUUCUAAUUACACUAGUUGCACAUAUCAGAAAUCGAUUUCUGAAGUCAGGAACUUCAUGUAAAUCUUUUGUACGAUGGCAGGUCUCUGUAUCUCUUGAACUGCAUAUAAUACAUCCACAAGUUUACUGUCAAAUCCAAGGUGUUUUGGUUUGGUUAUAUCAUUCUUCUGUAGAUUUCUCUGCUUACUUAUGACCCAAGGGUAAUCCUCUCGUU